GAAUGAGCGAGAUUGGCUGUCUGGGGCAUCACAUGACCUUGGGACCCAGACAGGUCAGAUAAAACAAAUAACUCUCAGACUGGUUUCAGGUUCAAACUUAAUCCAUCAGAUCAUAUCAAUACGCCAUCUGCAUUGUUGUUGCAACUCAAAUCUCGCUCCCUUUUCUUUGCUUGAUUACAGAGCCAGAGGACCAUCACUGCGGGGUUAGCUUACUAUGGCCUCACUCAACCUCAAGCUACCGCCAUACCCAACCGGUGACACCGAAGAUGACAUCAGAAAGGACCCAAAACUAUGUCGAACAUGCUGGAAUCUCUACGGAGGCUCAACCGCCACUGCUGUUCCUCUGGCCGGUAUAGCUAUGCAUGAGAAUUCCGGUUCCAUCAACGCAGCCAGAGCGGCCAAGGCUGGUAACCUGGAUGAAGCUCCUGCUUGGGCAGGACGAGGUCGUAUUGAUUAUGCUUCGUGGCAAAUCAGUGUCUAUCUCCCUGAUGUUCCUGGGACAGUAGCUAGUGGUUGUCCUUCUUGUUUCUUUCUCCAAGAGAUCUUGAUGAAGUUGACAAAAGGAUCAGUGGACUUCAGUGAUCUUGAGCUAUGGUUGGACAUUGUAUUCUGUAAGGGGAAUGUCUUGAGAAUGAAGCUUAUCCGUGGAAGUCCCCCUGAUGACUUUGAUAUGUUCUCUUCUGGUGGUGGAAGCACAGAUGGAGAAGUUCUCGAGAGCUACGAGAUAUAUACCCUCCCAGGUUCACCCUGCCCAUGGCCUACUGUCGGCUCAUCAAUGAACCUCGAACGCCCUGACUGGAGUCUUCCCGCUGAGAUUGGUGGACAUGCGAGCCAUAUUGAACCAGAUCCAACUUCCAAGGCAUCUUUCGAUAGCGUCAAAAGCUGGAUCAAAAUCUGCAAAGAAACCCACACAAUCUGUACGGAGGGGGAGGCAUCGUCAAACCCACAACUACCAAAGCGAGUUAUCGAUAUUGGGCCUAAAACCAAUGAUGGAAUUCAUAUCUUCGUGCACGAUGACGCCACACAACAGAUUACAGAACCAUAUAUCGCAUUGUCUCAUUGUUGGGGAACGACCCAGCACUUAAUCUCGACAAAGGCGACUCUCGACCAGUGGAAACAAAAUAUUCCGUUCAGUCGGUUCGCCAAAACAUUCCAAGAUGCCGUUAUCAUCUCGAGAGAACUGGGCAUUCGAUAUGUUUGGAUAGACUCCCUUUGUAUUGUUCAAGAUGAUAAGCAGGACUGGGAAAUCGAAGCAGCCAAGAUGGCAUCCAUCUAUAACGGUGCAGAGCUGGUUUUAGCUGCCACUGGAUCCGCCGAUGGUUCUGGUGGCUGUCUAUUUCAGAGAGAGCCUUUCGUCACAGUUUCUGGGACAUUUCCUGACGGAAAGCCAUUUGAGAUCUAUGGCCGAAAGGUGGCUAAGCAUGCAGUAUUUGGCUGGAAUACAGACCCCAAUGGGUCCAAGGGAUCUUCGAACCCUAUUGUUGGAACUACGGUAUCCGAAGUCUAUGAUUAUCCAUUGAUGACACGGGCCUGGUGCUUUCAAGAAAGGCUACUUGCAACUCGGAUCCUCCACUAUACGAAGAGUGAGAUGAUCUUCGACUGCCUCUCGUCAAUGGAGUGCGAAUGCGGUGCUCUGGAGAAACAUGAAGAUGAUCCCUUGGUACCUGCUCGCCGAAUCAUCAAGACAGGCCACAAGUUCAUCACUGGAACGAAGAGCUAUCGAGGCUCAGCUACCAAUCCCGCUGCCCCUCUUAAGGGAGAAAUCAAAGAGUUCAUAGAACACCACGAACUCUGGCGAGAUUUGAUUGUUCAGUAUUCCCAGAAGAACAUCACCAAACGAACCGACGGUCUCCCAGCUGUUGCAGGAUUAGCUACAGAGUGGUUCAAUAAACUUACAGGAAGAUACCUCGCAGGUCUUUGGGAGAAAGAUCUACUCAACGAUAUGCGCUGGAUGCCAGAUGAAAAAGACUCUGGUGAGGAACCGCAGUACAUUGCACCGAGCUGGAGCUGGCUCAGUGUUCACCGUGGCGUGACAUGGGGAGUUGAGAGCUUUGAGUUUGACAAGUUCUUCGUGACAGUUGAUCUCGAUCGUACAGCAUGCCCCCUUAGCGGUCAUAAUCAAUUUGGAGCCGUCGACUCUGGGUAUAUCUUUCUCACCGGCCGCGUCAUGCCCAUAACCUUUUCCAUCGAUGGAAAUAUGGCUUGGUUAGAAAAGCCAGGGAAUGAUACUAGGAAGCCAUUUGACAGACCGGAUAGUCUUUGGAGGUUGCGAAACAUGAAGAAUAAUGAGCUAUUCUGCCUCAGGUUCUCAACAAGAAUGAGUACGAGGAAUGCAUGGGAUGAUGAUGCGGCAUUGGUGUUGGUCAAGGCAGAUGAGAAGAUUUUGAAGAAGCAGCCAGAAGAAGUCCAGAAGUUUGAAAAUGUUUAUCAAAGGAUCGGAUUUAUCACGAAUUAUAUGACGCAGGGCUGGAGCCACGAGAGGGACUCGAAAGAGAUAGGGAUGUACAUCAUUUAGCUGCCUAAGAAUUCGUGAUGAUGGACAGAGUCGAAUAGACUUAGUUACUCUAACAGUCGGUUGGACAGGAAAGCGAAGGCUAAAUGAUGCAAAUAGUGAUAAAAUGAAAGAAGUGUUUAACUUUA
Messenger RNA from Fusarium redolens, 2640 nucleotides. Its product is annotated as heterokaryon incompatibility protein-domain-containing protein. NCBI's taxonomy places the organism in Eukaryota, Fungi, Ascomycota, Sordariomycetes, Hypocreales, Nectriaceae. The transcript has 2 exons. The coding region runs from base 215 to 2515 and encodes 766 amino acids. The record is from RefSeq and is a predicted model, not a curated record.